CAAACAGUUCAUCAUGGUCCAAGAGAGAAAAAAACAUGAUUUGCUAAUAUUGUGCUUUUUAACUAACGUGUUUCAGCUUAUUUUAUUCAUAAAACACUUUGUGAAAUAGGGCUCUAUAACCAUAUUCAAGAAAAUACAAAAAGAAGCAAGAAAAUCCACCACAAGAUCCCUGCAAAACAAUACAGUGCAGUUGAUACAAACCCCUUGUCUGUGUAUGUCAUGCAGCACCUGUGGAACUGGAUAGUGAAGAUAGUACCACUAUGGAUUGCACCUAAUUUAUUAACAUUUACUGGAUUUUUGAUGAUUUUAUUAAACUACUUCCUGCUGUCCUAUUAUGAUUGGAACUUCACUGCAUCAGCUCCUGGGGGUAGUCAUGCUCCAAACUGGGUGUGGGGUUUGUCUGGGUUUGCUACCUUUUCUGCCUAUGCUCUAGAUUCUAUCGAUGGAAAGCACGCCAGAAGGACACAGUCCAGCAGCCCUCUUGGAGAGUUGUUUGACCAUGGGCUGGACAGCUGGGCGACGUCCCUCUUCACACUCUCCCUGUUCUCAGUUUUUGGACUCGCGGCAGAGCGGGAGGUGACUGCCUACACCCUGUACUCUAUACUGUGCGUCAUUCUGCUCACAUUCCUGCUUUCACACUGGGAAAAAUACAACACUGGAGUCCUCUACCUGCCCUGGGGAUACGAUAUCAGUCAAAUAACACUAACAGCAGUGUAUCUGCUGAGUGCAGUAGUUGGUGUAGAAGCGUGGUAUAGGCCUUUGCCCUUUGGUUAUUUCUUUACGGAUAUUUUAAUAGCCAUGGUUAUAGGUUGCUGUGCCUUUCUCUCCUUGCCACAGACACUUUACAACAUUUAUCAAGCACGAAAGAAUGAAACACUAGAAAGAAAUUCCACAUAUGAAGGACUCCUUCCUCUGGCGUCUCCUGCCCUGCUCUUUACACUUCUCACAACCUGGGUGAAGGUGUCUGCCGACGACAUUCUUACCAGACACCCCAGGCUUUUCUUGUGGAUGGUUGGAGUUACGUUCUCAAAUGUUACAUGCAGGCUGAUUAUUUGCCAGAUGACAAACACAAGGUCUGAGGUCUUUCACUGGUUAUUGCUUCCAUUAGCUGCGAUUGUCAGUGCUGUUUCAACUGGACUACUGGUGCAGUCAGAGCUCAUCUUACUUGUUGGCUACACAGUGCUGGUGACAAUAGCACAUGUUCACUAUGGCCUCUGUGUGGGAAAACAGCUGAGUAAACACUUGAACAUUUUUAUCUUCUCUUUGGAGAAACGCCACCAGGAAUGAGGGCAUUGCUGGACAAAUACAGGAAACCUAAAGCAUUCUUCUUUGGACUGAGGCUGUAUAGCUAUAAAAUGAUUAAAUUAAUUAUUAUUGUAUUUGAAAGGCCACAGGGUUUGCGAGGGUACAUAUAAGGUUCAGUUACAUCUCAGAUAAGCAUUCUAGGGGGUCAUAAAAUGUAAAAAACAAAACAUACAUUUGUAAUAAGUUUGUGUAGCAUGUAUUAAAGGAAAAAUAAUUUAUCCAAGUAUAUUUAUGAUAUGCUGUUAAUCUUUUGAACAGAAUACUAAAUAAACCAACAGAAUCAACGUCUAA
This is a messenger RNA of Acipenser ruthenus (sterlet), 1596 nucleotides long. RefSeq names its product ethanolaminephosphotransferase 1-like. The coding region runs from base 220 to 1287 and encodes 355 amino acids. The record is from RefSeq and is a predicted model, not a curated record. Gene Ontology annotation, cellular component: Golgi apparatus; endoplasmic reticulum membrane. NCBI's taxonomy places the organism in Eukaryota, Metazoa, Chordata, Actinopteri, Acipenseriformes, Acipenseridae. Gene Ontology annotation, biological process: phosphatidylethanolamine biosynthetic process. The transcript is spliced from 10 exons. Gene Ontology annotation, molecular function: ethanolaminephosphotransferase activity.